Molecule: messenger RNA, 1352 nt
Organism: Carcharodon carcharias (great white shark)
Lineage: Eukaryota; Metazoa; Chordata; Chondrichthyes; Lamniformes; Lamnidae
Product: thymidine phosphorylase
Exons: 9
Coding region: 12-1352 (446 amino acids)
Biological process (GO): pyrimidine nucleoside metabolic process; pyrimidine nucleobase metabolic process
Cellular component (GO): cytosol
Molecular function (GO): pyrimidine-nucleoside phosphorylase activity; 1,4-alpha-oligoglucan phosphorylase activity
Source: RefSeq, a predicted model, not a curated record
AUGUCCCAGGAAUGAUUCAGAAGAAGCGAGAUAAACAGGCUUUAAACGCGGAAGAAAUCCGUUACUUUGUGCAAGGAGUAACAAAGCAAACCAUCCAAGACUGCCAGAUAGGUGCCAUGCUAAUGGCAAUUCGUCUUCAGGGAAUGACACAGGAGGAGACCGUGAAUCUAACCAAGGAGAUGAAAGUUUCUGGUGUCACCCUGCAAUGGCCAAAAGAAUGGUUGGGCUUGGUAGUUGACAAGCAUUCGACAGGAGGAGUCGGGGACAAGGUCAGCCUCAUUCUAGCACCAGCACUGGCUGCCUGUGGGUGCAAGGUUCCGAUGAUCAGUGGCCGAGGACUGGGACACACGGGGGGCACACUGGACAAGAUGGAAUCUAUCCCGGGAUUCAACGUUGAGCAGAGCCCAGGGAAGAUGAAGGAUAUCUUGUCUAAGGUUGGCUGUUGCAUUGUCGGGCAGACUGCCAAACUGGUGCCAGCUGAUAAGAAGCUUUACGCAAUCAGGGAUAUGACAUCGACUGUGGACAGUCUUCCCCUCAUAGCAGCUUCCAUAAUGUCGAAGAAAGGAGCUGAGUCUCUUACUGCUCUGAUGCUGGAUGUGAAAUUUGGAGAAGGAGCAUUGUUCAAGGAGAUCAACAGCGCCAAGGAGCUGGCACAAUACCUGGUAGAUAUUGGAAAUGACUUGGGGGUUCAAACUGCUGCUGCCCUCUCUCGGAUGGACAGUCCCAUCGGGAGAUGUGUUGGGAACUCUCUAGAAGUCAUCGAAUCCAUUGAAUGCCUGAACGGAAGGGGGCCCAAGGACUUGGAGGAACUGGUCAUCUGCUUAGGAAGCCACCUGCUCAAUAUGUGCAAAAAAGCUGAGAGCUUAGAGGCUGGAGAGAAGGCCAUCAAAGAUGUGUUGAAGAAUGGCUGUGCUCUGGACAAGUUCCAAGCCAUGCUGGUGGCACAGGGAGUGACUACCGACUUGGCCAAAGAUCUGUGUCAGGGAAUGAGGGUCCUGGAGCGUGCAGUCAAACAGGAAGAACUGAAGGCACAGGCUGGAGGGGUAGUUCAGGCGAUCCACUCCUUGCCGGUAGCAAAGGUAUUGCAUGAACUGGGAGCGGGACGCGACCAACUUGAUCAUUCGAUCAACUGGAGUGUUGGAAUAGAACUUCUGAAAACUGUGGGUGACAAGAUUAAUAAAGGAGAUCCCUGGAUUAGGGUCCAUUUUGAAAACCCUUCCCUUAGUGAAGGGCAGAAGAUUCGUCUCCAGCAAUCACUAGUCAUUGGAGAAGAGGUCCAAGAAGGGCCCUUGGUUAUUGAGAUCAUUGGAGCACAGUCACAGCGAGGGAAUAGACACAACUGUUCACCUUAG